Molecule: messenger RNA, 42894 nt
Organism: Pelobates cultripes (western spadefoot toad)
Lineage: Eukaryota; Metazoa; Chordata; Amphibia; Anura; Pelobatidae
Source: the annotation of a GenBank genome assembly
AGGUACACCGGCAGAUACAUUGCGAUGAAGGUGGCUAGAAGGAUUGCAGGAAGCUAAGUGAGUGCUUUGAUUGUACAUCAAUACACCAAGCCUGCACGAUUUAGUCCAUUUCUCAAGUUCAUUGAGUGUUUUAUAGCUUGACCUCAGAGUGAAGCUUCUCACUAGAUGGGGCCGCUGUCCUCCGGACUAGAUGUGUUUACAUUGGCCGAGCACUCAUUGAGUAACAGUUUAUAUUAGAGAUUAAGCUAAUUAUAGCUCUGUUUUAAGCAACCCUUAUUCUUUGCCAAAGUAAAGUCAAAAAUUGUAAAUUUGCUUUCGGCUUUUCAUUCUUUUAGCAUCUACUACAUUUGUAACGCUCCGGAUGUUUUAGGUGAUCCGAGUGCUCUCUCUGAAUCUCUGGUUCCAAAAGCUCUUUCGCCAUGAAUAUCUGACCUUUGGCCUCUGUAGAACCUUCUUUGUACAUCUGAAUUUAAGAAAAUGUUCUAAAAAAAAUUAUUUUUACAUUUUCCAAGACACAAAGAAGCCUCAUGGUUCUAAGUUCAGUUUCCAAAACCACUUCUUUACACAAUGCAUCAACAUCUUUUUAAUUUUCCUCUUUUUCCCACCAAUUUCUCCUCUGCUAAUUAUAUACCUUUUUUUUUUUUUUUUUUUAAAGGACACAAGGGGCUUUAAUUUGAUGUAACAUAUAUAUAUAUAUAAAUUCACAUUUAUUAUUAAAACAAAUGCAAAAAUAACAGAACUUUUUUUCACAGUUUUUGCAAUAAUAUGUGCAUAAUAUGGCCAAUUUAGGAAAACUAACAAUAUAAAUUCAUUUAUGUGCCUUUAUUUACAGAGUAUCUCAUAUGUGAAGGAUUUCUGUUUAUUGUGAAAGUUACAGGUCACAAAAUACAAAGCGUAACAUAAAAUGUCAGUUUUGCAUUUUUUUUAGACAUCUGCAUGUUUGUCUUGUAAAUGUAAUAGCCAUCACAGAAAACAAAAUUGCCACACAAAAGUAUAUAUUUAUAUAAAGUAGACAUCACAGGCUAUUUACCUAAGGUUAUUUUGACACUUUUUACAUACAGACAUAUAACAAGGUUUUUGUAAUGUAUAUUUCGUAAAGCUGGUGUGUGUUAUUCCGGCACAGAACCCCAUAUUGUGUUCAGCUACAUCUGCUGAGUAUAACGAUACCAACAUUGUAUGCCUUUGGCACUAUUCUGUGAAGCUACAAUGCUAUAUAAUAGACAAGGCUAUUUCAGUUUCUAUAGUUAGAAUCAAAUAGAGUCAAAUAAACCCACAAAGGCCUUCAAUUUGAGUAAGCAAACCUCCAGGGUAUCUUAUAUGGCGUAUAUUGUGCCUUAACUUGCUGCCAUUUUUUUUUACUAAUUUAUGUCAAUGCUUGUGAUGAAAGAUUUUUAAAAAAAUGUUUGCAUACAUGUUGCAUUUUUGCUUGGUAUGUUGUACAUUUGAUAUGCGCCACUGUAAUAAACACACACACACCGCUGGGACUUCCACUUCCACAUAUGUUCGUUUCCAAUCAUCUGAGAGAAGCGGUGUUCGGUGGGAGCAUACUCCCAUACAAGAUACACUGUAAGAGCGUAUGCAUAAACAAUUUAAUCGUAUGUAUUGUUGUAUAUUUGUACUCCCAAAAGAGACCGACAGCACAGCCUGAUUUCAUGGAACUAUUUUGGGCAGGCGCCUCGUGUGCAGUGGGUCUAAACUAUACCCCGGUGGCGUUUCAGAUAGGUUUGUGAGAUCUGAGCCAUUUUUGGAUAUAAUGGGCGCUCAGAUCCAGGCUAUCCGGGGAUAUAGGACUUAAGGGAGUACCUGAUUGUUCACUAUAUGUUUUAGGGUGUUUUUGUUAUGUGUGUAUUGAACCUGAGAGUUAAUGUAAUUAUGUGUGUGCUUUUACUGAAGUCCCCUCUCAGGUCCAGUGGGGAAUGCCCAUGGAAUAUGUAGUUAGAAACCCCUUGCAUGGGGAGUUGCAUAUAAGGCCAGUUGUGGCUACCAUUACACCAGUUCAGCCCUGCCUCGUGAUUGUAGGGAACUCUAUACAUGCUUUGUAUCGCUUUGAUUACUGCUUGGGAAUACUACAGCAUUGCUCAUACUAGGGGGGAAGGACAUCUCUGGUGGCGGAAACCACUCUUCUCUCUGGGUGGCCACCACAACACCCUUUCCUCCGUGAUCUUGCAAUGCCUCCUGUCAGAAUUCCCGAACGUCCUGUCACAGACAGGAUGCCGGUGAAACUACCGAAUUUCGUCCUAUCAGAAUGAGAACAGUUUGUCCAUUCUUGUUAGGAAGAUAUUUGGUACUUUUAGGUUGGUUCGAAGUUUCAUUCAAAUUAUUGAAAUCCUGAUCCGUGCAUCUUGCAGCCGCUUAGUAGAUAGCUCGCUGAUUCCCACUGUAUUAGGGAGCUAUCUACCAAAUUGGCCAACUUGACAAAUACGAAGAAAAGAUUACUUAGUAUUAAUAAAUAACGGAGACUGCCCUUAUUCGCUAUGCCGCGGGUAGAGGCGUGUCUAUUAAACAGUGAGCAUCCUGUGGCUGCUCACUGUUGUAAAAAAAAUAAAGCCCCCCCUCCCCCCAAUAAAUGGCCCCAUGGAGUGGGGGCUAUUCAACUAAACGGGGACAUAGGGUUUCAUAGUGUGAGGGGGCCAAGCGGGUCCCUAUGUCUCCCGUUUAGUUCCAUAGCCCACUUGCAGGGCAUGGGUGAGGGCACGGGGGGACACUAUGUCCCCCCUGCUAGUUUAUAUAUGCCAUUUGGUGAGGGGGGCAUUUUUAAUUUUUUUUUAUUUUAUUUUUUUACACAACAGUGAGCAGCCAUAGAGUGAGUGAAGACCUGGGGGGCUUAGGAAGUGGCAGGGAGCACAGCUUCCUACCGCUUCUAUUUUUAAAUAUUACAAGGAAGGAGCUGCAAGCUGGUAGCCUUCUACUUGUAAGAAAUAGAACGAACAAACACACACCAACAUUUGGUGUUUGCUUGUUCGUCUGAAAUUUCUAUUCAUUCCUUUGUCUUUCUGAUGAAUGAAUAGACAAAAUUCCCAUCCGAAUUUUGGACAGUAGCGAAUGGCCAAGUGUUUAACUGGGCAUGCGUGUGAAUUUUACAGUGUGGGCAGAUGAUGUGUCCCACAGGGCCUUCAUCUGCCCACACAAGGAUGGCGGCAUCCAGGACCUAGGUCCAGGCACGCAAUAAAGAUAAAAAAAAUAGGUAAUAUGGGGUCUUAGGGGUAUUUGGGAGUGACUAGGGGGGCAAUUAGAAGUGGUGGAGUCAGGAAGGGGGGGGUAAAAAACAAACAGAUGCGGCCAUGACAGUGCCGCUUUAAGACUAGUUUGGCAAGUUGUUUCUUUAAACUACCACACAAACGCAUACCAUUUCUUAAAGAAUGCACCUCAGGGUCUUUCAAAAGGAUCAUUUUUUUGCUACUGUAGUGAUAAUGAGCAUUUUUGUUUAACUUUUUUUUUUUUACUUUGUAAAACUUUUUUAAAUAUGUUGUAACUUUUUUUUUAAAACUUCUUUUUUUACUGUAAAUUUCUAACUAGCCUUACACUAAAUUCUCCAAUUUCCCACUAACUUCCUCCAAUCCCAGCUAACCGAUAAAUAAUACAAAAAAUAUUAUAAUAAAUUAAAUAUUUUUAAUAAUAAUAAAAAAAAAAUGUUAACCCUCAGGAGUUAAACAAAAAAAACAAAAAAAAUCAGGUCACAGUAAAAUACUGUGAUCUGUAUUUUGAUCACUGCAGUAAUAAAAGGGCAUUGAAAGGGUUAAGUUGUAUUAAAAUAGUAUAAAGGGGGUUUGCAUUUUAAUAAACAUGUUUUCUUUUACAGAUAGAAACAGAUCAGCACUGAUCCGUCUCUCUCCACAGCUUACACGGAGGUGGAGGGAGGCGGGUCAGAAGUCCUUGCAGCACAUGUGAUCGCUGUAGCUGGCUGCGAGAGCGAUUACAUGUGCUGCUAUAGUGCGAUUGACUACUGGCGGUCUGCCUAGGACAUCUAAGCAGAUUGCAGCAGCAUUAGACCUACAAUUGAUGUGAUCUGGUGUUAAUUUUAAUAAAUGACAGAAAUUUUCAGUCAUGAAUCCUUAACGGCAGGACUGCCAUGACAGAAUAUUUCCAUUUAGCGUCACCACAGCGUGAUUGUAUGUCACUAUAAUCAUUUUACCUCGUUAAAUUGGCUCAUUGAAGUGGUUAUGGUGCCUGGGAUCCCUGGAGCUGUCCCUCAAUCCAGCGUUAAACUGUUUUCAAGCCAUUUAGCACUGAAUGAGUGUCCCACUGGAGGUAUGGCUAAGGUAGAGAUUACAAACAUCCUCCUAGCCACAGCAGUUCAUACUGGCAAUGAAUUAUCCCAAUUUUUCCCAUCCCUGCUUGUAACCUUGCGUAAUAUUUUUGAGAGUCCUAUUGAACCUCUCCACCAGUCCAUCGGUUUGGGGAUGGUAUACCGAUAUCUUAAGGAGCAGUCAUAGCUCCUUCAUAAGGCGUGAAACAAAAGGGGUACACUGAUUGGUAUGGAUUUCCUUGGGUAUAGCAACUCUAGAAAAUGUUUGUAAUAGCCCUUUAGCUUUUGUUUUGGAAGCAGUAUUGCGGAGGGGUAUCGCCUCUGGAUUGCGUGUGGCAUAAUCCACUACAACCAAAAUGUACUGGUUACCUUUGGCUGUUUUCUCUAGAUCCAUGGCAAUUCUAUCAAAAGAGGUUUCAAUUAUGGGUAAUGGGAUAAGUAAUGUUUAAGACACGUCAACUGACAUUCUGAGCAUGAAGCACAGAACCUUUUGACUUCCUUAAAAACCCCAGGCCAAAAUAACUUCUCAAGAUUCUUAACUGGGUUUUGUACACCCCUAAAUUUCCCCCAAACAAAUGAGAGUGGGCCAAAUCCAAGACCUUUCUCCUAAACGGGCGCGGGACCAAAAGCUGUUCUAUUUCAUACCCGUUCUAUUUAAUCACUCUGUAUAAGAGAUCAUCCCGUAAAAAGAAAGGAGGAUUAUUACGUUUUCCUUCUACAAGUACACCAUUAACCUCUACAACUCCUUUAAAGGCCUGUUGUAACGUCAUGUUUCUAGUUUGUUCCCUUCCAAAAUUAAAACAACUGCGCAUGCGUUCAGUCUGCUGUUUCACUUUUUUUCUCUACAGAGGGUAUGGCAUCAGCACUUGUGACUGGCAUCUCAUCUUGAUCAUAAUCAAGCUCUAAUCAGGACUUCACGUAAUCGAUUUGUCCCCCUGUACUUAUCGUUUCUCAUUUCUCGCUUUAACGUGCGUAUUUUACUUUCUUAACAAAGAAGUCAGGGUGAGUACAUGAAAAAAACACUACAGGCACUACAUCACUUGCCAACUCCAGUGGCUUGGUGGUUACCUGCUUCUGCCCCAAGGUUCUAAAGUCAGGGAGAUCCCGACCCCCUGCAAUGAAGGUAAUAUCACUCUUUGUUUCUUUUUCCCCAGGGUCUGUACCGAUUGUAAGAUUUUCAGUACUCACUUCUGACAUCACUUGUAGCAAGCUGGCAAGGUCUAGCGUCAUAAACCACAGAAACUGUUUUCUUAAAAUCUGAGGAAUGCUUUAUUUAGCAAGCCAGCCUUACUUUAGCCACAACAAAACAUUGAACCGCUAAGCAGACCCCAGUAGUUUAACAAAUAAAAUAAAACGCUUGCAGAAUAUCUUCUCUUGCCUAUGGCAGUCUCUUUCUCUGUCUCUCUGUCUCCACCCCAGCUCUACACAGGAGAGACUGAUUCCCCUCUGCAUAGGAUUUAUGUAGCUCCCUAAUUAGUAUUCUAAAGCAGCCCGAUUUUAACCCCCUCUAGUCAGGGAACACUGAAAGUGCCAUUCUGGGGCUAAUAUAGCGGUCUUCCCUCACACUGCUACAACAUAUACAGACACAUUGCCAUUCACACUUACAAUGCCACACACAGAUGCCCACUGACACAUAUAAGCGCAGAUAAGUCCGAGAGAUACUCAGAUUGACACACAUACAAAUUUACAUUGACAAAUCCUGACAUAGAUGCAGAGAUUCAAACACACAGAUAUACAAACACUGGCAUACAUGCACAGAUGCUUACAUUGACACAUAUGCAUAGAUACAUUGCCACACACAAACAGAUUGUGACACACUUAGAACCACUUACCCUCUCUCUCAGUCUAGCUCUCUUCCCUGUUGUCUUUAACUGCCUCCCAUGGUGGCCCAGUGCUGGUGCUGCUAUUUUUGGAUUUGCUGGUGGUCCAUUGCUGGUGCUGGCUAUUUCUGGAUUUCCUAGUGGUCCAGUGCUGGUGCUGACUGUUUUUUGAUUCCCUGGUGGUCCAGUUCUGGCUAUUUUUGGGUUCCCUAGUGGUGCAGUGGUAUAUAUAGAAUAUCCUGUCCCUCGCGUUUUCAACACUCAGUCUUGAGUUAGAGCACAGGUUGCGCUCUGACUCACUAACUGAGCGCUGAAGCUGCAAGUGGGAGGAUAUAUAGUGUAACAGCCUGGGGUUCAGAGUGUCAGAUACACCACCGGACCACCAGGGGCCUAGCUGGAGGCAUAAGCAGUGCAACAGCAGGCGAGCAAAAUGUAAGUAAAUUAAGCUGCUUGCAGCUUCUGUCUCUGGCGGACAAACAGAACUCCAGGCCCCAGUCACCGUCUAAAUGUUUGCAACCCUGGUAGAUCUGCCAUUGGGCUAGUGCUUCCUAACUUGACCAAGCAAUACAAUCUCGUUUAGUAUUAAAAAAAAUAAAAUCAUAUCGAAGGACAGUGCAAAGGGACUCCAGACACUAUAACCACUUCAUUAAGAUGGCACAGUUACAGAACCUACAGUGUCCCUUUAACCAUUUACCCACUCCCUUGUCCCUCCCUAUCGUCCUUCAUUCGGUGUCCCCUCGGCUCCACAACCAUUAGCUCUGCCUCACCUGCUUCAUUUCAUGUUAAACCCCUACCCUCAUAUUCUGGCCUUUCACCUCCAUAACCAAUACAUUGUCCCCAUCUAUAGUGUCAAGCAAACUGUAUAAUACUGUACAUCAUCUCGGAGAAUGGUAAACUGGCAGGGAGUGGAGGAAAGUAAACAUAUCGGAGAAUGGUAAACUGGUGGGAAGUGGAGGAAAGUAGACAUCUCAGAGAAUGGUAAACUGGUGGAGAGUGGAGGAAAGUAGACAUCUCGGAGAAUGGGAAAGUAGACAUCUCGGAGAAUGGGAAAGUAGACAUCUCGGAGAAUGGUAAACUGGCAGGGAGUGGAGGAACGUAAACAUAUCGGAGAAUGGUAAACUGGUGGGAAGUGGAGGAAAGUAGACAUCUCGGAGAAUGGUAAACUGGUGGAGAGUGGAGGAAAGUAGACAUCUCGGAGAAUGGUAAACUGGUGGAGAGUGGAGGAAAGUAGACAAUAUUCUCUGUUCAGAUAUAAAGGAUGAGACCUAUAGCCUAGCUUUUACCUGCAUUUCCUGAUCUGCCACUGGGAAAACACUGAGCCUGGUUUCUAGUCAGCAUUGCUCCUCUGGCCAAGUACCAAAGUCACUUAUAUAUAACUCUUUUGCCCAUGCCUAUGUUUAUUGGUUGCGACUGGCAGUGUAAAUUCCACGUGCCAAAUCUAUAUUUAGGGCACCAUAUCAUGAGUUCUUUGUUUUGGGCUGUAACUUAUAACUAAGAGUAAGCAGACUAGCCCAAUGUUUCAUUAACCCAACCGCCUUCCCAGCUCAUAAUUUACUCUGCUGACAGCACAUUCCUGUCUGCUACUUUGUUUUCUCUGUCUUCCCUUGCUAAUCCUUUAAUAAGCAGCACAAAUUGGGUCUAUGUAAACAAACACACGCUAGUCUCUAAAUAAUCCAACAUCAAACUCACUUCCUGUUAGAAAUCCUGUCAAGCUCAUAAAUUACAUAAAGGAUGCUUUGGCUACAAUGGGACCAUGGACUGCGCUAGAAUAUCUUUAUAGUGUGUAACCAAGGAGGGGUAGAGGGUACAGGGGAGGAAGGAAGUGCGGGUCACAUUGUGACUGUGUGGAGACCACAAACAACACGAACACAGGCCAUAGAUUUACUGAAAUGAGCAAAAAUCACUUAAUGUAGUGAUUAGAAUGAUUUCCUCCAAUGUAGGCCAAGAUGGGUUGGAGUUUGUAGGGUUAACUGUUCCUGGGGCUUACAUUGACAAGCAUAAGGCUAUAAUCAAAUAGUAUGGGGAUCAGAGACUAUUGUUCUGUUAGUGGACACUGCUAUUUUUAUUUUUUCUUAUUUUUUUUUUUUUUUUAAAGAGGACCAGAGAGGACUAGAAUGCAGUCUUCCCAACUGCAGAAGACAACUGAGUCAGGAUCUGAAGAAACUAAGACCUUUACCAUGUAGAGAUACUAGGCCAACAUUGAAAUAGAUAAGUAGGACUGUAAUGAAGGCAUAUGUCUGCCCAACUGAAGAAGACAUCAAGAUCAGGAUCCAAAUUGUUGGGUCAACAUGGGAAAAGAACCACAGUAAGAGGAAUGUCUGUCCAGCUUCAGAAGACCACUGGGCAGACCAGGAUCGGAAGAGCCAAAAGCCUGUAGUGUGGAGGAUUUCCAUUUAAGGAUCCCCUGAGACCUGUAAUAUAGGAUACGUUUCUAUUUACAAUGGGGAACCACACACUUUACGGAUCUACUUUCAGUCUCUGUUGCAUACUUUUUUUUCUUUCAUACUUUUCACCCUUACAUUUCAAUUUGUGUAACUGUCUUCCUCAGACUUGCCCCUCUUUCAUUUUUCUUUUGAAUUCAACUCUUUACUUGUCUCUUUUUACCCUCUUUUCAUCUACCUCCUUAAAUAUUCCUAAUUUUGCAUUGGAUCCUGUAGAUGAUUUUCUGCCAGUCAAGGAUGAAAAACAGAAUCCUGUAAUGUGAAGUGAAGUCUCACUUGCUGAGGAGAUCUGGAGACUUGUUGGUGAAGUGUUUUACCAGCAGUAGAGGAGUAAGGGAGGUCUGUAGUAUGGAUAAAUGUUUGCCGAACAGGUUAGGAGAGCCCAAGUAUGGAGUGUUGCCUAUUCAGUGGAAGAGGAGAAACUGAGGCUUGUUGUUGAAAAAACUGACUGUCUGUCUAGGAGAACUUCUUACCUGUAGUAUGGAUGAUUCUCUGCCAAAGAGCAGAGAGCAACCUGAGGCCUGUAUUGUACAGCUUUGCCUGCACUAGACCAGAGGAGAACCUGGUAUGUGUAGUCUGGAUUGCCUACCCAGGAGAAAAGAAAAACCUCGGACCUUUAGUGUGGGUGAUUGCUGACCCAGAAACAGAGGAGAAGCUUGGGCCAUUAGUGUGGAAGAUUACCUGCACAGGAGCAAAGUAGAACCUGGUGCAUGUAGCAUGGUGGACUGCAGGUACAGAAGCAGAGUAGAACCUGAGGCCUGUGGUGUAAAGGAUUCCUGGUCUAGGAGAAGAGGAGAACCCAAGACUGUAAUAUGAAGGACUGUGUGUACAUUUUGUUAGUUCUACAUAGCUCUUACAUUUAGGCAGUUGAGUCAGUGUCCAAAAGAAGUAUUUAAGUAUUCUUAGUUCAAAAUUUCAUUUGUGGUUUGUUUAAUGUAUUGUUAAUAGAAUAACACUAAACUGAAUUAACUCUUUGAGUGCAAGGAAGGUGCUUAGAUCACUGAGAGAAAUAGUUCUUUGUCCUAUGUGCACCCUACUACUUGUGUUGGCCAGGUGCUCUGUGUUUAGUUUCCUUUAAUUAAUAUAACCCAUCGGGUUAAACAAUGGUCACGUGUGGACCAUAAACCCUUCUCAUUCAUGGUGACCUGCGGUCGAAAAGAUUUUUCAAGAAGGAAGCAAAACUGCUGGUUAAGUUUCCUGCCCGACUUCCUGUUUCUUUUUAAUUUCUGAGUAUCUUUGGAGAGGAAGUUACUUUACAUGAAGCACCGGAGACUUUUUUUGGAGAAAAGGAGGGGGGGGGAGUUGGUAGAAAGCCACAAUUCUUAUUAUGGUUACAAAUAGAAACCCAGGUGUGGGAGACCUUGCCUUCACUGGCCUCAAGGGUCUCCUGCUUCACAAGAACAAUCCACAAUGUGUACCUACCCAGUGACAAUUGUUACCAUUAAUAAAAACAGCAUAAAACAAAGUCCUAGUGUUAGGCCCUAUCUCACUAUCCCAGGUGGUUUCCCUGGUAUCCGUUGGAUACUAAAAAGUGCUAAACUAACUUCAGAAUUUUGUGCAUGGGCAUCACUGGGAGGUGGUUUACUGGCACGGCAGACCAGGAAUGCCAGAUUUUGGGGGGCAUAUUCACCACCAGUUACACAAGUUAAGCCCCUGAGAACCCCUUAAUCUAGCAUUGUUACCUCCCAUACAAACUUCUGACAACAUCCUUCACCAUGUAGGGAGGCAAGAUAAAAUGCUACUCGUAUUGUGCACAAUUUUUUAUUUUAACUAUAUUUUAGCACACACAUGUAAUCCUGCUUUAGUCUGUAUUCCUGUACCACCUAGAAUUUACAAAUAUUCGGUGGCAGUCUACAAUUGAUAGUGCUAAAGUGGAGAUCGGAUGGAAUGAGAACACAGAACAUUAGAAGGUCCAAGGAUGCCGAUCGACCCAGGUAAGAGUCACGCUGUUUAAAAACAGUUUUACUUUUUAGUGUGGGACAACAUCUGGGGACUACUGGCGUGGUUAUGGUGCUUAGACUGCUCCUUUAACCCCUUAAGGACCAAACAUCUGGAAUAAAAGGGAAUCCUGACAUGCCAUGUGUCCUUAAGGGGUUAAACUCUUACAAAAUGAGCAAAAAGACUUAACGAACCUGCACAUCCACGCAUUCUCACGAGAUUUGAGAGACCUGUGAGUCUCACAUUGUUUAUUGUGAAAAAAAAUGUACAAGAUGAAAUGCUUUCAAUAAAAAUGUAUUUAAUUUAAAAAAAUACUUAAGAUGCAUGCUGGGAGAAUUGUUUUAUGCGCAAGAGACAAAUAAUGGAAGUGACCUCACACCGUUCGCACUAACCUACCCAGUGACUUCACACCGCUCGCACUUACCUACCCAGUGACUUCACACCGCUCGCACUAACCUACCCAGUGACUUCACACCGCUCGCACUAACCUACCCAGUGACUUCACACCGCUCGCACUAAGCUACCCUGUGACCUCACACCGCUCGCACUAAUCUACCCGGUGACUUCACACCGCUUGCACUAAUCUACUCAGUGACUUCACACAGCUCGCACUAACCUACCCACUGACUUCACACAGCUCGCACUAACCUACCCAGUGACUUCACACCGCUUCCACUAACCUACCCAGUGACCUCACACCGCUCACACUAACCUACCCGGUGACUUCACAUCGCUCGCACUAAUCUACCCAGUGACUUCACACCGCUCACACUAACCUACCCAGUGACUUCACACAGCUCGCACUAACCUACCCAGUGACUUCACACCGCUCGCAUUAACCUACCCAGUGACUUCACACCGCUCGCACUAACCUACCCGGUGACCUCACACCGCUCGCACUAAUCUACCCGGUGACUUCACACCGCUUGCACUAAUCUACUCAGUGACUUCACACCGCUCGCACUAACCUACCCAGUGACUUCACACAGCUCGCACUAACCAAGGCAUUUGCCUUGGGCGGCAUUUUCCAGGGGGCGGCAAAUGCUUGUUAGCCUUGCGGCUAACUGACAUGCUGGGCUGGCGGGCGGCUGGCGAGGGAGCUCUUCCUCUGAGCUGUCUGCUCAGCUUCCUCGCGCACUGCAGAGUGAGGCUGGGAACUGGAAUAUGACGUCAUAUUCCGGCUCCCAGCCUCACUCUGCGGGCGGCGCACGAGGGAGCUGAGCAGACAGCUCAGAGGAAGAGCUCCCUCGCCAGCCGCCCGCCCAGCAGCCACUGGACCCCCUGGGAGAAAGAGAACCCCACCUUCCCCCAGCAUUCCCAAAGGUAAGGAGGCUGGGGGGUAAAUAAAAAAAAAAAUGUGUUAAUGUGUGUGUAUGUGUGUAUGUGUAUCUGUUAGUGUAGGUGUGUCUGCUAGUGAGUGAGUGUGUGUCUGUUAGUGUGUGUCUGCUAGUGAGUGAGUGUAUGUCUGUGUGUGUCUGCUAGUGAGUGAGUGUGUGUCUGUGUGUGUCUGUUAGUGAGUGUGUGUGUGUCUGUUAGUGUGUGUUUCUGUUAGCUAGUGUAUGCGUAUCUGUCAGUGUGAGUGUGUGUGUAUUUAGAAGGCAGGGUGGGGGGAAGGGUUAGGGUAGCACAAAACCAGGAUACACCACUGAGUACGGGUGUGUUGAGAUAUAAGGACGAGGAUGCAAUGAUUUUAGGUCUGUGUUUUAUAUAAUUUAUUUUCAACACAAACCGAAAGUGUUAUUCUAAAAAAAAAUAAAAAAAUCUUUAUUUCACAUAACUGCAUUCCUGCCUGUGGCCAAUUGCUGCCAGGUUCGGUAAUUUGAAUUUGUCCAUUUAUUUUUAGGCUACAAUACUCAGCAUUUGGCUCCUUGUGAUUAAUUUUAUUAGCAAGUUUGGUAGCCUAGAUCUCUCCCUGCAUGUAGUGAAGGGUUAACUAGAGAAGGCUUUUCUGAUCCCGAAUAAUGGUAGUGAAGUGCGUGGUUGGUAGGGAUACACCUGCAUGAUUCUGAGUGCAGACUGGGAAGAGUUACAUGGGGAAUUCCUGCAGAUCUUUUUGUGUGGCCAGUGAUGGGUUAACUGGUACUGUCUUGCAGAUCUUUGCGUGCAGACUUGAAGAUCUGGCAGUGGGCAGUGAAAGGUUAAGUGGCGCAGUUUUGCAGAUCUGUGCAUACAGGCAUUAAAGGGUUAAGAAAUCUUACAAAUCUAUGAGUAGGCAGUAAAGGGUUAAGCAGUGCAGACUUGCAGAUCUGUGAGUAGGCAGUGAGGGGUUAAGCAGUGUAAUUUUGCAGAUCUGUGAGUAGGCAGUGAGGGGUUAAGCAGUGCAAUUUUGCAGAUCUGAGAGUAGGCAGUGAGGGGUUAAGCAGUGCAAUCUUGCAGAUCUGUGAGUAGGCAGUGAGGGGUUAAGCAGUGUAAUCUUGCAGAUCUGUGAGUAGGCAGUGAGGGGUUAACUGGUGCAAUUUUGCAGAUCUAUGCACACAGACAUUGAAGGGUUAAGCACUCUUGCAGAUCUGUUAGUAGGCAGUGAGGGGUUAAGCGGUGCAAUUUUGCAGAUCUAUGCACACAGACAUUGAAGGGUUAAGCACUCUUGCAGAUCUGUUAGUAGGCAGUGAGGGGUUAAGCGGUGCAAUUUUGCAGAUCUAUGCACACAGACAUUGAAGGGUUAAGCACUCUUGCAGAUCUGUUAGUAGGCAGUGAGGGGUUAAGCGGUGCAAUUUUGCAGAUCUAUGCACACAGACAUUGAAGGGUUAAGCACUCUUGCAGAUCUGUUAGUAGGCAGUGAGGGGUUAACUGGUGCAAUUUUGCAGACCUGUGCAUGCAGACAAUGAAGGGUCUUUCGUCUUGCAGAUCUGUGAGUAGGCAGCUAGGGGUUAAGCGGUGCAGUUUUGCAGACUCCACACAUUGUCGGCCCCUGGGGCCAUUGUGUGAGGCCCAGGGUAGAGGCUCUCUCUCAGGUGAUUAGACCUGGUGGGGAUGUAUAGCAUGUGUGCUGUCUGGCUGCACUUGAAAUGGGUAAAGGGGGGAAGGUGGGGUAGAGCUCAAGAUGAAUACAUAGAUGGAAGGAAAAAGUAACAGAAAAAACAAAUCCAUGAAAUACGGCAUAAUAUAAACAUCCGAACAUUCCGAAUGGAACUCACAGUCAAAGCACUAAAUGGGAUCCCAGAUCCCCUGCUCUACAUUAAGCAGCUGAGAGCUCUCCUCUCUUAUUGUGGAUUGCAUUUUAUGUUUUAUCGUUAUAUUUGAUUGUAUUCCCUACUUUCCUGUCUCUUUUUAUAUCCUUCUAUGGGUUUUAUUUGGCUGCAGGGGGAUUUUGGCUGCAGAGCUGUGAAAUUUUUCUUUGUUUAUUAUUUUGUUUCUUUGUAGGUCUUGUGUCACUCAUAUCUCUUUGUGUAUAUCCUUGGAUAAUGCAUGUAAAUAGCAACUAUUUAUACAGAGCUCGCUGAUCAGUGUGUACAGAUUUCAUGCAGAUAAUUGUGUUGUUUAUAUUUUACAUUUUCACUCAGAAAAAAACAGGCCCUUGUUCCUCCUGUGCAUAUUUAGAGCAUCUGAAAUGUAAUGUCUUCAGGUAAGUUAACCCGGUAUUAAUUAUUCAGAGAGAGCCAGUAUCUUUUAACCUUCAGCUCCGGUGGAAAUUCUCAGUGAACAGACCAGAGAUCCCCAGGGAGAGAGAGUCUAAGUAAAUAGCCCCAGAGAGAGAGAGACCUAGCUUAAGCCAUUGUAGCUAGUAGCUUGUAACUUAAUGAAAAAGAAGAUAUCAGAUCUCCAAUACACAGAGCUCACCCAGAGGGUCCCUGAUCACCAGUCCAUAGAGCUCAGUGAUAGGGUCUUUGAUCACCAAUCCUCAGAGCUCAGCCCAGCGAGAGGGUCUCAGAUCAGCAGUUAGCAGAGCUCAGCCCAGCAAGAGGGUCAAGGAAAACCAGUUUACAGAGCUCGGAUCAACAGCCUGCAGGUCUCAGAUCACUGGUCCUUUGAGCUCCGCCCAGAAAGAGGGUCACUGAUCACCGGUUUGUUGAGUUCAGGCCAGAGAGAGGGUCUCUGUUCACCAGUCCAUAGAGCUCAGCUCAGCGAUAGGGUCUCUGAUAACCAAUCCUCAGAGCUCAGCUUAGUGAGAGUGUCUCAGGUAACCAAUCCGCAGAGCUCAGCCCAACGAGAACGUCACGGCAAACCGGUUUACAGAGCUCAGCUUAACAUAAGGUUCUCGGACUGGAUAUGAACACGCAAACACCAACGAAGAGGAGGCCAAAGAGCAGGGGAAACAACAACACACCCCCCUCCUUUCCCACCCGACAGACCCAUUGACCUCACACCCCAGUUCACCCCUACCUAACACAAAACAAUGAAAAGGGACAUUCAUGCUGGACACGAGAUACACCCAGAGCCGCACAUAACUAGUAGCCCGCACUACUAAAUCCACGGGCAAUGAAGCGAAAUUGUUAAGAGAACUACUGUAAACGAUGUACCAACACGUUGUCUACUUGUUAGUAACAAUACUUAUGCAAAACCGAAAAUAAAGAAUUUAUAAAAAUAAAAAAAAACAUAAGGUUCUCGGAUGAACAGCCUGCAGAGCUCUGCGAGAGGGUCUUGGAUCACCAGUCUAUAGAGCUCAGCCCAACGAGAUGGUUUCAGGUCACUAAUCCAUAGAGCUCAGCCCAGAGAGUCUUGGAUCACCACUCUGCAGAGCUCAACUCAAUGAGACAGUCUUGGGUCACUAAACAGUUUACAGAGCUCAGCUCAAUAUAAGUGUCUCGAAUCAACAGCCUGCAGGUCUUAGAUCACCAAUCCAUAGAGCUCAGCCCAGCAAGAGGGUCUUGGAUCACCAGUCCCCAGAGCUCAGCCCAACAAGACAAUCUCGGGUCACUAAGCUGUGGUGCUCAGCCCAGCGAGAGGGUCUUGGAUCAUCAGUCAGCAGAGCUCAGCCCAACAAGACAAUCUCGGUUCACUAAGCUGUGAAGCUCAGCCCAAUGAGACGGUCUCAGGUCACUAUUCCUUUGAACUCAGCCUAGCGAAAGGAUCUUGGAUCACCAUAGCUAAACAUUUAUGUUCAACAAGCUAUAAGUGAGUACAUUCCUGGGUAGUUUGAAUGGAGAAAUUAGUGUGUUUUUAUUGUGAGUGUCGGUAAUGUUUAUCCAGUCUUGAUUAUGCAUGUCUGUUUAUGCGAUAAUAUCAUGUGGCCUCAUUCAGACAAGAAACAGCCCGUUAAGUUUAUCUGAACAUUCCUUCCUUUCUUCCUUUUAAAUUGAUAAUACAGUGAUAGCAAAGCCUCAAGACAAGUAAACGUUAGAGAACAGUCAAUGCUAUAUUUAUUUUAGUGUCAACAUCACCUCAACUACCAUUAAUAUCUGCGAUAUAGCUCUUUACUAGCCGUUAAAGGGAAACUACAGUGACAGGGGGGAAAAAAAGUGAUUUUCCUGGCACUAUGGCUCCUUAUGGUGACCACCUCCGUCGUGCCCUCCCGGUUUAAGAAUCCCUUCUGUCACUUACCUGAUUCCAGCGCCGAUGACCCUUUAGCACUGACUCAGGCUUUGCUCCGCCUACGUCAGCUGCGCACGCUUUAUUAUGUUAUUGUAUAAUGCUUUACUAUGGGGUUUUGGGUGACGCUGCAUGUCCUCAUUCAAAGCAUGAGGACGUCCACCGUGAGGUGACCAAAAGACGCCUAACUACCCGGAAGUCCCUCUAGAAGUGGAGUUAACCCACAAACGUAAUUAUUGCAGUUUAUCAAAAUGAGCUGGAGUGGUCUGGGUGCCUAUAGUGUCUCUUUAAUAUCUGGAAUAUAGCUUAACUCUUUACUAACCCUCCCUAUAUGAGAAACAGCUCUUUACUAAACUUGUAUAUCUAUAUGGGAUACAGCUCUUUACUAACCCUGUAUAUCUGGGAUAUAGCUAUUUACUAACCCUGUAUAUCUGGGAUACAGCUCUUUACUAACCCUGUAUAUCUGGGAUAUAGCUCAGCUCUUUACUAACCCUGUAUAUCUGGGAUACAGCUCUUUACGAACCCUGUAUAUCUGGGAUAUAGCUCUUUACUAACCCUGUAUAUCUGGGAUACAGCUAUUUACUAACCCUGUAUAUCUGGGAUAUAGCUCUUUACUAACCCUGUAUAUCUGGGAUAUAGCUCUUUAGCUCUUUACUAACCCUGUAUAUCUGGGAUAUGCUAUUUACUAACCCUGUAUAUCUGGGAUACAGCUAUUUACUAACCCUGUAUAUCUGGGAUAUAGCUCUUUACUAACCCUGUAUAUCUGGGAUAUAGCUCUUUACUAACCCUGUAUAUCUGGGAUACAGCUAUUUACUAACCCUGUAUAUCUGGGAUACAGCUCUUUACUAACCCUGUAUAUCUGGGAUAUAGCUCUAUUUACUAACCCUGUAUAUCUGGGAUACAGCUCUUUACUAACCCUGUAUAUCUGGGAUACAGCUAUUUACUAACCCUGUAUAUCUGGGAUAUAGCUCUUUGCUAACCCUGUAUAUCUGGGAUACAGCUCUUUACUAACCCUGUAUAUCUGGGAUAUAGCUAUUUACUAACCCUGUAUAUCUGGGAUACAGCUCUUUACUAACCCUGUAUAUCUGGGAUACAGCUCUUUACUAAUAGCUCUUUACUAACCCUGUAUAUCUGGGAUAUGGCUAUUUACUAACCCUGUAUAUCUGGGAUACAGCUCUUUACUAACCCUGCAUAUCUGGGAUACAGCUCUUUACUAACCCUGUAUAUCUGGGAUACGGCUAUUUACUAACCCUGUAUAGCUGGGAUAUAGCUCUUUACUAACCCUGUAUAUCUGGGAUACGGCUAUUUACUAACCCUGUAUAGCUGGGAUAUAGCUCUUUACUAACCCUGUAUACCUGGGAUAUGGCUAUUUACUAACCCUGUAUAUCUGGGAUAUAGCUCUUUACUAACCCUGUAUAUCUGGGAUACAGCUCUUUACUAACCCUGUAUAUCUGGGAUACAGCUAUUUACUAACCCUGUAUGUCUGGGAUACAGCUAUUUACUAACCCUGUAUAUCUGGGAUAUAGCUAUUUACUAACCCUGUAUAUCUGGGAUACAGCUCUUUACUAACCCUGUAUAUCUGGGAUACAGCUAUUUACUAACCCUGUAUAUCUGGGAUAUAGCUCUUUACUAACCCUGUAUAUCUGGGAUACAGCUCUUUACUAACCCUGUAUAUCUGGGAUAUAGCUCUUUACUAACCCUGUAUAUCUGGGAUACAGCUCUUUACUAACCCUGUAUAUCUGGGAUAUAGCUCUUUACUAACCCUGUAUAUCUGGGAUACAGCUCUUUACUAACCCUGUAUAUCUGGGAUAUAGCUCUUUAUUAACCCUGUAUAUCUGGGAUAUAGCUCUUUAUUAACCCUGUAUAUCUGGGAUAUAGCUCUUUACUAACCCUGUAUAUCUGGGAUAGAGCUCUUUACUAACCCUGUAUAUCUGGGAUGUGGCUCUUUACUAACCCUGUAUAUCUGGGAUAUAGCUCUUUACUAACCCUGUAUAUCUGGGAUAUAGCUAUUUACUAACCCUGUAUAUCUGGGAUACAGCUCUUUACUAACCCUGUAUAUCUGGGAUACAGCUAUUUACUAACCCUGUAUAUCUGGGAUACAGCUAUUUACUAACCCUGUAUAUCUGGGAUAUAGCUCUUUACUAACCCUGUAUAUCUGGGAUAUAGCUCUUUACUAACCCUGUAUAUCUGGGAUGUGGCUCUUUACUAACCCUGUAUAUCUGGGAUACAGCUAUUUACUAACCCUGUAUAUCUGGGAUACAGCUAUUUACUAACCCUGUAUAUCUGGGAUACAGCUAUUUACUAACCCUGUAUAUCUGGGAUAUAGCUCUUUAUUAACCCUGUAUAUCUGGGAUAUAGUACUGCUCUUUACGAACCUUUUUCGAUCCAUUUGGCAAACUUUUUCAUCUAUAUAUUGAUUGUGCUGUUAAAAUAAUGAACGAUAGUAUAGCUCUCAAAUAUAACACCUAAUUUCUUUAUAUAACAACACUUUGUGGUACAAGGGGCUAAACAUCCUGUGUGUGGCACAGACAAAUUGCAAUGUCCCCUGAUGCAGUUCUGGAAGCAGCCAUGUUUUUUGAAGCUGAAAUUACAUUUGAAAAUCAUUAUUCCCAUUCUGUAAAACGUCAGCUAUCCAGAAGUUGUCAUUAAUGGUGGGGAAUGGCACUAUAAUAAGGAAAAAUAUAACUGCUGCCAAAAACCACGUUCUCUAUCUACUGCAACUGGUAUCCCCAUAGUCAGGAAAAUCUUUUAAAACACAUUAAAAGUUUGUUUUAAAUUCUGUCUCUUUAAUAUUUGAAUAAAAAUGUAAAGAUUGACACAACCAUAUCAGUGUAAAAAUAGCUUCUAACUCUACACUUAGAGCAUCACCGUGCCCCCCAGCCUGUCAAUGGUCUACCAGGCAUCUUUCAGUGGGUUACAGUGUCUCCCUGUUACCGUGGCGAAAGACCCUUGUUAAUCAGGGUUCCUGUUAUAAAUGUUUUAAAGUGGAGUGGGAGAUUGUCACCCACUGACAGAUGUUUGCGGGUCGGAGAUACAGACUGGCCUGGGAAUUUGUGGACACUGUCAGCGUAAAGAUACACAUUACUAUCACGUUCUAUGACUAGGACAAUCCGCAGGCUUCCCACUGGAAAAUGGAGACCACCUGGCAAUGGGAAAAAUGUCUUGUAUUAUUUCAUUUUCACCUGAAGUCACGUGCAAUCUUUUUUCUUUUUUUUUCCCUUUCAGUCUUGUCAAAGAUUGAAAAGGUAGAACUUUUUGUCUUGUGUCUCUAAGUUACUUAAAACCAAACGCAGGGUGUGCAUCGUCUGACAACAGGGCACCUGGUCAUCCUUGCCUACUCACGCACAACCCAGGUACUAAUGCAUGCAUGUCAAGGACCGCAGGUUACUCAGAAUUUGGUUUCUUAAGGCAGUUCAGCCCUCUCCCCCUCCCCAUCUAAGAGGCGGGACAUGUCUCAAGUUCCUCAAGGAAGUCUUUGCAAGUUUAUCUGAGAAGUUUGUGCAUCUGUCAGAGGCGGGAGUCCCUAGCAGCCCAGGUGUCAGCGUCUGGAGUUGUAGUAUCACGACAUAGUAAGUAAAUGGAGGGUACGGAUGAUGAUAGGGGGGAAGCGUGGGGGUGUGUGAUCUCCAAUACAUGCAUUCUGUGUCUCUUUCUUUACCAUUCAGAUGUGUAAAAGCAUCUGGCAAACAUUUCAUUUAUUUAAUCGCACAAAAAUUAAGCAGUUGGUUCUGGAUAUUAUUAUUUGCUAGAUAAUACCAACUCAUUCUGUAGCAAGGUACAAUGCUAAGAGAGACGCAUAAAUCAGAGUAUAUAAUUUAUUAUAAUGCAUUUUUAUCUGUGAAAUAUUUAUUAUAGCAUCAACAUAUUACCUAGUGCUUUGUAAGGCUGGCAGCCAGAUUAUACAAAUUUAUUGAAAUGCACAAAGUGUAUUAUUAUUAUUUUUGUGCCCGCUGUGGGGUAAUGUGUCUGUUGCGUACAUACAUGGGGUUCACAUGGGUGCCCAUGUAGAAUUAGAUCAAACAGGGGUACAAAAUUCUACCCAUCUCAGCAGUUAUUAUAUCCUCCUCCUCUCUCUCUCUCUCUCUCUCUCUCUCUCUCUAUCUGUCCUGUCUCUCCCCUCAUUAUACAGCCUUUCUGAAGCUUGCAGAGUUCAUUGCUCAGUGUGAGACAUAUAGUAUUGGUUUUCAGUCUACUCUUUGUAGCAGUUUAACCGUUUCUGUGUGCAGUGUGAAACUUGGCAUUGUUAACUUCCACGAAACGCUCUUCUCUUUGCCUGUUCCAAACUCUCUCUCUGCCUCUGUGUUUCCGUCUCUCAUCUGUCUCCCCUUUUUUUCUCUCUGUCUCUCUCACUCAUUUGUCAGUGAAUUUCUGGAUGUCUCGGUUUACGCUGUCUGAUACAGUCUCACUCUGUAACCCAGAGCCUGGGUUUUCCUGUUGAGGCAUGCAGAGAGGAAUUUUAAGGAUCUCAUACUAUCAGCGCACUCCAAUCAUUGUAUGACUUUUGGGAAAGGAUUUAGCAAGCUCUGAUCCUUUAGCUGUCACUGGGUUCAAAAUUUAAAAAGGGAAAAACAAACCACAGUAUUAGAACCAGUAUGAUUGGCUUGUCCCUCCCAGAUUUAAUCUUUGCUUUUCUACUGUAAAGCUCUGGUGACCCUUGUCCUAUCCGUUAGUCAUGUUUUAGCAAAGAGCGCUUUUCAAAUAUUUUUCUGUGUUUAAAGCCUUUAUGACAGACAGCAUGCCGGAACAUGCCAGCCCUGCAGAGAGACCAUUCCAUGCAUUCACUACUCUGUACAAUUGUCUAUAAUGUCUCCCUUACUUUGAAAUUUAUUCCACAUUGUGAUUUUCAUUUUUUUCAAUUCUUCUGACUGCAAGGGGGUGAGUGACUCAUUGUGUGUUUGAAAAUCAAAUUUAUCCUUUUUUUGUCUCCUCUUUUAAAGUGGAACUUAUAGUAAGGGUAUUUUUCAGUCUUGCGUGUUUGGUUAAUAAAACCACACUCUGACAUCACAACUACCUUCAGAAAAGGGCAGAUCGGCCCUUUCGUGCAAAUAUACUUCAAUUUUCCAUGAUGCAAUUAAUUUGUUACAGUCUGUGAGUUUUACAAAUUUUCCCGGAUUUGUAAAGCCAGGUUGGUUCUUUAGACCUUAAAUUGGAAAAUCUCACUUUAGAAGAUAGUUGUGAUGCCCGAUAGCGCAGUUUGAGUAAUAAAAAUUUGUGUAUAUAUAUUGUAUUGAUAUAUUAUCUUUGCUCAAACUGCACAUACACACACACACACACACAUAUAUACACGUAUGUGUAUGUAUGUAUGUAUGAGUAUGAAUAUGGAAAUGUAUAUAUAAGCAAUAAUAGCUACUAUUAUAUUUUUUUUAUUUCACAAAUGCUUGUAUCGAAGACAUGAUUUCCACUUGGGGUCUUACAUGUGGACAGACAGGCAGUGAUAUAAGACAGGACAGGAGAGGAGAUGUGAUGAGGUGUACUAUGUUUGUUCGGAGAGUACAUGGUAUGGACUGAGACAGCCUGUGAGAGAUCUAUACCAGAGACAGACAUAACAUUAUUUAUCAAUGGUCUGGCUCCAGAUACGCUCUGUGUCUGAUACUUUAUAACCUUACCAGGUUCAUUAGCCUGCCAUUGGCCAGUGCUAGGUUUCUGGCACCCAUUGAAAAGACUGAAGCUGGCCCUUUAAAAUCUCUGUUAUACUGCAUUAUUUUAUUAGCAAUGUAUACCUAGUAUCAUAUAGAGUGAAUGGUAUUCAAUGUAAAGGGGGUAUGUUUUAACAAGCGUGCUUCUAUUUGAUAUGAAACUUCCUCAAAUCCUUUACUCUAGAAAGUCUAAACUAGGGUGUCCAAAAGGACCCACAAAUGUUUUAAAAUUAAAACUUCCAUGAUGAUUUGUCAUUCUAAAGAUAUUCUAAAGGGAUGCAAAGCAUCACAGGAAUUGUAGUUCUACAACAUCUGGGGAUCAGGGCAGGCGCGUCCUAUAGGCAGAUUAGGUGGCCGGCCAGGGCCGGCGCUACCAUAAGGCGGCACAAGCGGCCACCUUAGGGCGCAUGGACCCAAGGGGCGCAAAAAUGUCCGAGUGACUGGCGGGAGCACGGAGAACUCCGCUACCGCCGGUCAAUUUCUGCAGCAAUCUAAUCAGCUGGCUGAGAAACGUGCACCCACUGAGGGAAGGGGGCGGAACAGCGAGGAGCGACCGCGGCAACUCUCUUCCUGAGCUACAGGCCGCUGGGAUACGUGACAUCAUAUCCCGGCGGCCAACUGCUGUGGAGGAAAGCUACAACAGUGCAGCGGGACCUCUGUUUUGCAACUAUAAGAAACAGUAAGUGUGUGUAAGAGUUAGUGUGUGUGUUAGAGCCAGUGUAUGUGUGUGUGUGUGUGUGUUAAUGUGUGUGUGUUAGAGCCAGUGUGUGUAUGUAAGAGUUAGUGUGUGCGUGUUAGAGCCAGUGUGUGUGUGUGUUAGAGCCAGUGUGUGUGUGUGUAAGAGUUUGUGUGUGUGUAAGAGUUAGUGUGUGUGUGUUAAUGUGUGUGUGUUAGAGCCAGUGUGUGUAUGUAAGAGUUAGUGUGUGUGUGUGUGUGUGUGUGUUAGAGCCAGUGUGUGAAUGUAAGAGUUAGUGUGUGUGUGUGUGUGUGUUAGAGCCAGUGUGUGAAUGUAAGAGUUAGUGUGUGUGUUUAAUGUGUGUGUUAAUGUGGGUGUGUUAGAGCCAGUGUGUGUAUGUAAGAGCUAGUGUGUGUGUGUGCGUGUUAUAGCCAGUGUGUGUGUGUAAGAGUUAGUGUGUGUGUAAGAGUUAGUGUGUGUGUGUGUCUAUAAACUGUGUGUGUGUAAGAGACUGUGUGAGUGUAAAGCAGUGUGUGUGUGUGAGAGACUGUGUGUGUGUUACAGCUAGUGAGUGUGUAUAAGCAGUGUGUGUAAGAGACUGUUUGUGUGUGUCUGUUAGAGCCGGUGAGUGUGUAUAAGCUGUCCAAGUGUGUAAGAGACUGUGUGCGUUAGAGCCAGUGUGUGUGUAUUAGCAGUGUGUGUGUGUGUAUGAGCGAGUGAGUGUGUGACGCAAGGGGGUAAAGAAAAGUAGGAUGAAGACACAAAACACGUAAAAAAUAAUGCCAGACAGGAUACAAUAUACAAAAAAGGAAAACAAGAGAAAAAGGUGGUAAGAUGCAAAGGGGCAAAAUAAUUGGUAAGAGGGGCAAAAGUGGGACUAUUAGACAGACAGGUGAAGAUACAUUUUGGGGGCAGCAAAAUGUGUCUUCGCCUGUGUAGACAGAAGUCCUUGCACCGGCCCUGUGGCCGGCCUAGGGCGCUUCUAAACGGGGGGCGACGGCAGCAGCUUUACUGCUGAUAGGGGCCGCCCCCUCUAUGUUGGGCACAUUCUGCAUUGCGUGUUGCAGGUCAUGGCACCGGGUGCUAGGGAGCACUUACAUAGGGGCACACUAGCGCCUGGUGCCGUCAACUGUCACUGUGUGUGUGUCAGUCUACAUCAGUCAGUGUGUGUGUAUGCUUGGGACAGUGUGUGUUUGUGUAUAUGUCAGUCUACAUAAGUCAGUGUAUGUCUGCUUAAGUCAGUGUGUGUGUGUUUGUGUCACUCUGCAUGAGUCAGUGAAUUUAUGUGUGCAUUGGUCACUGAUUGUGAUUGUGUGGACCAUUGAGUUUGAGUGAGUGUGAGUCUCUGUGUGUGUUUUUGUGUGUGUACAUAAAAACAUGGCAUUGUAGCGGUGGUGCCUCUACUGGCUGUAAGUGUGACAGCUACUAGAGUCUUGUUUAACCCUUCAAGUUAAGGCAAUGUUUUAUCUUGUGAGGUUAAACCUACAGGACCACUGUGGAGCGAAUGUGGUGCAAAAUACUUGCGCCAGUCCUUCUGGGCACCCCUGGUCUAAGCUUUUACUUAUUCCACUGGAAAGCCGUUCUAUGUAUCUACUACCUGUUUUAUAUCAAUGUUAGCCCUUACUGCCUCCACCUGGGAGGCAAUGCCAGGUAUCUACUUCCCUUUCUAUAUCACAGUUGGCCUUUACCUCUGUCAUUGGAAGGCUACUCCAGGGAUCCACUACUCUUUCUAUAGGGUAACAUGUCUAUAAUUCUGCCAGGGAAUAUUGCAUGUUGUGGACCCCAUAUUGUUGGCCAUGCCUGUCUGCAAUGUAAAUAAUAUAUUUAUUUUGAGAAUUCUAGUGGUACACAUAAGGAAAUAUUGUAGCUUUUAGGGAGUCCAAAUGAAACGCUGACCACUAACUUAAUAACUAACACUUCCUUAUGACACUGGCCUCCAGCUUCCCUUCCCACGGCUUGCAAGGCGACUAUGUCUUUUAUUUAGCUGGGGCAGACUGGGUCAUUCAGAGCCAACUGAGUGGAAUUGUCUCUUUGAUGGGUUGGGAGAAUAUUGGGUAUUACUCCUAGACGGCUAACAGGCACGUUGGCAAAUAUAUUUUAAUAAGUAUGUGAUCUAUGUAUCGGGCACAUCGGCAGGUCCCAAUAAUUGAAUUGGUGAGAUUUUACGUAAUAGCAGAUGAAUGAUGAUGUUUAUUCGUUAGUGCACAGUGUUAUUACAGCUAUGCUCAUUCUGCCACCUGUUUAAAUAUACAAUGUGAGUCCGGCUUGUCUAAGAACACUGUAAACUGUAAUAUUUAAGGGCCUUGCUUAGAGUGAUGGGAUGUGCAGUCCACAGAAUCCGCAGUGCCCAGCUGGCUAUAAAGCCAUCACCUAAAGGAGCAGGAUUCCAUCUGAGAGCACAGUGCUGUACUUCGGUGUGUUCGGUGCUGUGACUGCUAGCUCAGAGCUAGUCCCUGUUACACAGCCCUUCCCUACCUUUUGUGUUUAUACAAUGGGCAGGUAUGACACGGUGACUGUGAAAUCCAUCCUCACCGUUCAGCCCACACCUUCCCCACAUUUGUUUAUACACAGUCACGGUGUCCCUGUUGAUAUGCACGUCAUGCGAUUUUGCAAAACUCUGGACACACUCUUGACAUCAGUGAUGUGUACCCUGGCGACCAGUAUACUCCACUCAACCAAGCGAUGUUUCAUGUAAAACGAACAGCCCAGGAAUGAAACCGUAUAAGAAUAAUCCAUAGAGACAAUACAUUGUUCUAAAUUUUCACACCUAUUGUUCCCCUGCCACCUGCAGGAUGCUCUGUAGACCAACAGACAGAGCCCUUUGUGAACUUUUUCAGUGCAAGUUUGGACAUAUAAGUACAUCAGAAAAGGUUAAACUCACAUUUAUAUUCAUAUUUUCAUUUAUCAUUUAUCAUGAAUGUCCUUAUCAUUUAAACAUUUGCCUCAUUUUCACCUAAAUACAUUAUCCCGUGUCCAAUACAAAGGGGAAUUUUGCCUCUCUAUAAGGUACUGUUUAUAUAUGGAGUCUUCUCGAACCAGCUGAGACAAAGAUUUAUAAAUGCACAGUCAGCCAAUCGUCACUAGUGAUGUAACCCGUCGGCCUAUGGACAAUUCGUAUUCAGAUUGCCUGCGUUGCUGCCUCUGUCCUGUAGACACGUUAGAAGGCUGACAGAGGUUCAGACAAAAAUGCAGAACAUAAGGAAAACCUCAGUCUGCGAAAUCAAAACCAAAAUCCCAUGAAAAUUUAUAAGGGACUGUCUUAUAGAAGAGGCUUUUAUCUAAACAAUGCAUUGUCAGUGCCAGUUUUGAUGUCUCGCCAGGUCUGUGCGUGUUUGUAUACGACACAUACAUCACGGUCUCUGUUUAUCCUGCUUCCCAAACAGAAGUAAUCCUGGUGAUGAGUCACGUUUGUUUAGUAACCGUGUCGUUCUCCCAGAGGAAGAUAUAUUAAUUAUAAAAAAGAAAAAGUUAAUUAACUUUCUCCUCUAACGCAGUCAUUACUGGACGACUUGGCCCAGCCACAAAGAGGUUAAUGUGAUAGCUGCCAACAACUUGGUAGUUCUGCAAAUAACCACCUCAUUGCCUUACAAACCCAUUAAACACAAAUCAAGGUGAUGGAUGGCUAAUGGAGAUCUAACUAGGAAUGUUCUAUUACAACAGGUCACAUCUAGUAUGGGGUCACUGGCUGCAUGCUUAAUGCUUGUACAACCAAUUUGUGCCUGCACAGUGUUCAUUAACCCCUUCUACAAGGGCUGGAUAGCAGAUAUUUAAUGAGAUGGAGGGGAGAGCAUAGAAUGUUCCGUAUCGACAAACAGAUUCUAGCCAACUGGUCACCACCUUACGGCACGCAAUUUCACCAGGCCCGAAAUACAAGACUACAGAGAAAAAUCUGCCCACCUUUAAACAUGUAAAAGUAUUUCCUGAUAAUGCGAAAAACAGUUUGACAUUGAUUGACAACAGUGAUGUUGAAGAAAUUCUACUGUAGCAGCUUGACAAAUUGUCCUGUCAUGUCUUAUGGUCAAACCAACUUCCCCUAGUGACCCAGAUAAGAGCAAUCUCUCCUAAUCUCUAGCGCUGUUAUCGCCACUCAGUGAGGGCUCGUGUUGGAAGAGCAGAUCAAGAAAACCAUCAUGUUGACAAUGUAGGGUAUUUAUAUAACAUUUGAGGUCCAUAGUUGUUGGCUCUCUAAUACAUUGAAGAUCACGCCAUAUCGGUGUCACAUCAACGUAUCACUCAACACCUGGUGCGUUUGGUCCCAAGAGUGUUUUCCGAUGGGGAAGCCUUUAGUUGGACUGGCUUCAGAUUAAAUGCUGGCGUUACUAGAUCUGCAGCUCUUUAUUCAGAGAAGUAUGACAAGAUAGCAUCAGUUAUGUGAGAAGGAAUUGCAUUGUCACUCGCUGACAUCUACCAUGCAUCAUAUAAACUACCAGCCAGUAUUGGCCUACACCUGCCCGGUACAGUUAAUCAUUGGAAUAGGAAGGGUGGCAGGGUGAUUAAGUGCUCCAUUUAUUGUCCUGGACGCUGGUGCAGAUACUGCGUGUUGUGACAGAGCUGGAAGGUACACCGUUAAUAUGACUAUGGUCAAAUGUAGAUCAAAAGAACCUGCAGUUUAUUUGCUAAUCCUGAAAUAUAGCUCUAAUCACUCCGAGACAGCAGACGGAUAAAAGAAACAAUUUGUAAUCGAAGCUCCUACCAGCAGCCCUUCCACUAAACCUUUGAGACUAUAAGCUCUUUCGAGCAGGACUUUUGCAACUACUUCUUUUGUAAAAAGUUUGAAGUGGUCUUGUUGACUGUACGCCCGUUGUAUAGCACUGCAGCAUUAUGAUGUCUGUUUAUAUCAAUAUUUGCAAGAAGCUUUGUACAGGAAAGAGUCCAAAGACCUUCGCUUUCUACUUGGCUGUGAAGAUUUGCCAGAAUUUCUGCCUGCCCGGUUUAUUUGUCAUCAAAUUCCAUGGUAACACAUCUUAUUAGCAGAGUUUGGGAAGGCCUCCUGUGUUUAACUGAUCGAGGGAAGCACACAGUACAGUUGCCAUUUUACCCUUGGACAUGUUAGUACCUUAGAAAUAAAUAAAUAAUGGGCUAGAGAAAAUGAGUGUGUAUUCGAUAGUAACGUGGUUCAGCUGCGAGGAGGAUAAUUGAUAUAUAGUUUUGUUUUCUCCAGUGCGGUUUGGCCUGUACUAUUACCAUGAGGCCACGUGUGCAACAUAAUUCUUCACCAUUAUUGAGAACUGAUUUACAUACGGUGACACAAUGAUGUAAUCUAAAGCAGACACUUAAAACCUCAUUUCCCUUGAUCAACAUGUUUUAAACCCAGCCUGAACAGCAUGACCGCCAUUUUACAUGUGCGUCGUGCACGCGGUAACAGUAUUUAAAUGACAGCGUUCCUUUAAUAUGAUAUAAAGGAACACGUAGUCUAAAAAGCUAGAAGAGAAUGCUGGGAGUUGUAGUCUGUAGACCGCUGUUGCAUUGAUGUUAAAAAUGUAUUGUCUGUUCCUCUUGUGAACUUCCUUUUACGGUAGCUCAGACGCUUCAUUGCUACAGGACGUAAAAUAAUUCAUUGUAAAUUAUAGUCUAUUAUUACAGCCAAAACCCAGCUUAGAAAUGUGAUCUAGAAUUCUUCACAAUGGCCUCCUCUACCUGAUAACACAAUAAGUGAGAUUCCUUCCCCUGCUAGCUACUUACACUAAUUGUAAUGUGUCUGACAUAGCUUGUUGUUUGAAGAGGGUUUUUUUUUUCUCUGCUCUAAUUAAACAGGAAAUAUUUCCUGCACGUGAAUUACAGAAGAUUGUCUUGUCUGGUUAGAGCUUCCUUUAAAUAUCUUGCUGAAAAGCUGCAGAUUACAACAGGGAGGGGUAGGACUGCGGUAUCUUCUAUAUCGUUUUUACGGUUUUAUUUUCUCUCCUCCAGUGUGAUUUGUGGCAGUCCACCCAUCCUCUUUUAUAUAAACCACAAGAACAUAUCAAAAAUGUUUUUUUUUAUAAGUGUCGCGUGUAGGCAAGAGUUAUUUCCAGUUGCAGAAGAGAGAAGUACCGUCUUAGAAAGCGCAGUGGGUGGAGAAGUAAUGGGCUAAACAAAUAGUGUUACGGUUAAUAAUUCCAGAUCUGUUUCUGACUAUACCAGACACCUCUUUAAAAUUCACUAUAGAAAAUAUAGGGAAGUACCUAUAUUUCCCCAAAAUAAUACCAUAAACUUUAUUCUUAUUGUAUAGGAGAGUACUGUGCAAACAACAUAGAAAGAGGUGAAGCUCACACGGUGACUAUAGUUACCUCCUGCUGUAUAAUAAAAUACCUGUAUAAUAAAAAUGUUAUAGUACAGUAUGUCAAAGUGAAACUUUAAAAGGAGAGGUUAUUGUAACACACAAUAUAUAGAGCCUAUUAUAAGUCGGCUCCAACCGUGGAGGCAUCAAAUAAAAAUUUGUAAAUAAACGCGCUUCAGUUGUUUAGGUCCCGAGAGAGAUGCUUUUUUCUUCAUCAGGAGGGAUGAUCAGAAACCUAAGUAAUUAAAAGAGCACUGUAGGGUCAGGAACACAAACAUGUAUUCCAGACCCUACAGCGUUAUAACCACCAUCUAGCCCCACUGGCCCCCUAAAUAUAGUAAAAUCUUACUUUUAUUCCAGUCUGCUGCUGGCUCUGCCCUUGAUCUGUCUGCUUGGCUGACAUCAUUAGAAGUUAUGAUCUGAGUCAAUUACAAUGCUUUCCCAUAGCAAGCAUUGGGUUGGCUGAGAUUGUCAAGGAGGCAUAUCAGUGGCAGAGCCAGCACAAGCUAAACAGCCCUGUCCAAUCAGCAUCUCCUCAUAGAGAUUAAUUGAACCAAUGCAUCUCUAUGAGGGAAGUCCAUUGUCUACAUGCAGAAGGUGGAGACACUGAAUGUCUGUUGCAUUUGCCCCAGGAAGUACCUCCAGCAGCUAUCUGAGGAGUGACCAAUGGAGGUGUCCCUAGGCUGUAAUGUAAACAAUGCCUUUUGUCUGAAAAAGCAGUGUUUACUGCAAAUAGCCUGAAGGGGCUGACUAUACUCGCCAGAACAAAUUCAAUAAGCUGUAGUUAUUCUAGUGACUAUUGUGUCCCUUUAAUCAAAAUAAGCUUUAUAAGUGUAUACAAAUAAAAUCAAAUAGCAUCAAAGGAAAUAGCACAAUGUAUUUUGACUGGUGCACAGCCUUCCCAGGUGCUUAAUUGCAAAAUAUUGUAAGUCCCGCCCUUCCCUUAAAUGGAAAUUGGAAAUAUGCCAAUUAUAAAAUGGUGGGCACGUCGAAAAGCAUUUUGCUAUUUCUUUUGCCACUAUUUUUUGAUAGUAUGGGAGAAUACUGUAACCUGUGUUACAAUAGUAUAGAAGACUACCAAAAGCUUCAUUCCUGUAAUAUCGGAGAGUCCCCAACCUUUAUUCCUAUAGUAUAGGAGAUUACUGGAACCUUUAUUCCUAUAGUAUUGGAGAGUACCGGUACCUUUAUUCCUAUAGUAUUGGAGAGUACCGGUACCUUUAUUCCUAUAGUAUUGGAGAGUACCGGUACCUUUAUUCCUAUAGUAUUGGAGAGUACCGGUACCUUUAUUCCUAUAGUACAGUCGAGUACCGGAACCUUUAUUCCUAUAGUAUAGGAGAGUACCGGAACCUUUAUUCCUAUAGUAUAGGAGAGUACCGGCACCUUUAUUCCUAUAGUACAGGAGAGUACCAGAACCUUUAAAACACCCUAUGCUAUAGAAGAGUGUCUACAGUACAGGAGAGUACCGGAAAUUUCUAUAGUACAGGAGAGUACUUAAUUCCUAUAGUAUAGGAGAGUAGCGGAACCUUUAUUCCUAUAGUAUAGGAGGGUACCGGAACCUUUAUUCCUAUAGUACAGGAGAGUACCGGAACCUUCAUUCCUAUAGUAUAGGAGAGUACCGGAACCUUUACUACUAUAAUAUUGGAGAGUACCAGAACCUUUAUUACUAUAGUACAGGAGAGUACUGGAACCUUUAUUCCUAUAGUAUAGGAGAGUACCGGAACCUUUAUUGAUAUAGUAUAGGAGAGUACCGGAACCUUUAUUGAUAUAGUAUAGGAGAGUACUGGAACCUUUAUUGAUAUAGUAUAGGAGAGUACCGGAACCUUUAUUCCUAUAGUAUAGGAGAGUACUGGAACCUUUAUUCCUAUAGUAUAGGAGAGUACCGGAACCUUUAUUCCUAUAGUACAGGAGAGUACCGGAACCUUUAUUUCUAUAGUAUAGGAGAGUACCGGAACCUUUAUUGAUAUAGUAUAGGAGAGUACCGGAACCUUUAUUGCUAUAGUAUAGGAGAGUACCGGAACCUUUAUUACUAUAGUAAAGGAGAGUACCGGAACCUUUAUUCCUAUAGUAUAGGAGAGUACCGGAACCUUUAUUCCUAUAGUACAGGAGAGUACCGGAACCCUUAUUUCUAUAGUAUAGGAGAGUACCGGAACCUUUAUUCCUAAAGUAUAGGAGAGCACCAGAACCUUUAUUCCUAUAGUACAGGAGAGUACCGGAACCUUUAUUUCUAUAGUAUAGGAGAGUACCGGAAGAUUUAUUCCUAUACUACAGGAGAGUACCAGAACCUUUAUAGAAGAGUACCGGAAACUUUAUUCCUAUAGUAUAGGAGAGUACUGGAACCUUUAUUCCUAGAGUACAGGAGAUUACUGGAACCUUUAUUCCUAUAGUAUAGGAGAGUAUUGGAACCUUUAUUCCUAUAGUACAGGAGAGUACCGGAACCUUUAUUGAUAUAAUAUUGGAGAGUACCGGAACCUUUAUUGCUAUAGUAUAGGAGAGUACCGGAAGCUUUAUUCCUAUACUACAGGAGAGUACCAGAACCUUUAUUUCUAUAGUAUAGGAGAGUACCGGAACCUUUAUUCCUAUAGUAUAGGAGCGUACCGGAACCUUUAUUCCUAUAGUAUAGGAGAGUACUGGAACCUUUAUUCCUAUACUACAGGAGAGUACCAGAACCUUUAUUCCUAUAGUAUAGGAGAGUACUGGAACCUUUAUUGCUAUAGUAUAAGGGAGUACCGGAACCUUUAUUACUAUAGUACAGGAGAGUACCGGAACCUUUAUUCCUAUAGUAUAAGAGAGUACCGGAACCUUUAUUACUAUAGUACAGGAGAGUACUGGAACCUUUAUUCCUAUGGUAUAGGAGAGUACCAGAACCUUUAUUUCUAUAGUAUAGGAGAGUACCGGAACCUUUAUUUCUAUAGUAUAGGAGAGUACCGGAACCUUUAUUCCUAUAGUACAGGAGAGUACCGGAACCUUUAUUCCUAUAGUAUAGGAGAGUACUGGAACCUUUAUUGAUAUAGUAUAGGAGAGUACCGGAACCUUUAUUCCUAUAGUAUAGGAGAGUACUGGAACCUUUAUUCCUAUAGUAUAGGAGAGUACCGGAACCUUUAUUCCUAUAGUACAGGAGAGUACCGGAACCUUUAUUUCUAUAGUAUAGGAGAGUACCGGAACCUUUAUUCCUAUAGUACAGGAGAGUACCAGAACCUUUAUUUCUAUAGUAUAGGAGAGUACCGGAAGAUUUAUUCCUAUACUACAGGAGAGUACCAGAACCUUUAUAGAAGAGUACCGGAACCUUUAUUCCUAUAGUAUAGGAGUGUACCGGAACCUUUAUUUCUAUAGUAUAGGAGAGUACCGGAACCUUUAUUGAUAUAAUAUUGGAGAGUACCGGAACCUUUAUUGAUAUAAUAUUGGAGAGUACCGGACGCUUUAUUCCUAUAGUAAAGGAGAGUACUGGAACCUUUAUUCCUAUAGUAUAGGAGAGUACCGGAACCUUUAUUCCUAUAGUAAAGGAGAGUACCGGAACCUUUAUUCCUAUAGUACAGGAGAGUACUGCAACCUUUAUUCCUAUAGUAUAGGAGAGUACCGGAACCUUUAUUCCUAUAGUAUAGGAGAGUACCGGAACCUUUAUUCCUAUAGUACAGGAGAGUACCGGAACCUUUAUUGCUAUAGUAUAGGAGAGUACCGGAACCUUUAUUACUAUAGUACAGGAGAGUACCGGAACCUUUAUUUCUAUAGUAUAGGAGAGUACCGGAACCUUUAUUGAUAUAAUAUUGGAGAGUACCGGAACCUUUAUUGAUAUAAUAUUGGAGAGUACCGGAACCUUUAUUGAUAUAAUAUUGGAGAGUACCGGAAGCUUUAUUUCUGUAGUAUAGGAGAGUACCGGAUCCUUUAUUCCUAUAGUACAGGAGAGCACCGGAACCUUUAUUCCUAUAGUAUAGGAGAGUAGCGGAACCUUUAUUCCUAUAGUAUAGGAGAGUACCGGAACCUUUAUUCCUAUAGUAUAGGAGAGUACUGGAACCUUUAUUCCUAUAGUAUAGGAGAGUACUGGAACCUUUAUUCCUAUAGUACAGGAGAGUACCAGAACCUUUAUUUCUAUAGUAUAGGAGAGUACCGGAAGAUUUAUUCCUAUACUACAGGAGAGUACCAGAACCUUUAUAGAAGAGUACCGGAACCUUUAUUCCUAUAGUAUAGGAGUGUACUGGAACCUUUAUUCCUAUAGUAUAGGAGAGUACCAGAACCUUUAUUUCUAUAGUAUAGGAGAGUACCGGAACCUUUAUUGAUAUAAUAUUGGAGAGUACCGGAACCUUUAUUGAUAUAAUAUUGGAGAGUACCGGAAGCUUUAUUUCUAUAGUAUAGGAGAGUACCGGAACCUUUAUUCCUAUAGUACAGGAGAGUACCGGAACCUUUAUUCCUAUAGUAUAGGAGAGUACUGGAACCUUUAUUCCUAUACUACAGGAGAGUAGCAGAACCUUUAUUACUAUAAUAUAGGAGAGUACUGGAACCUUUAUUCCUAUAGUAUAGGAGAGUACCGGAACCUUUAUUCCUAUAGUGUAGGAGAGUACCGGAACCUUUAUUCAUAUAAUAUAGGAGAGUACUGGAACCUUUAUUCCUAUAGUAUAGGAGAGUACCGGAACCUUUAUUGCUAUAGUAUAGGAGAGUACCGGAACCUUUAUUACUAUAGUAAAGGAGAGUACCGGAACCUUUAUUUCUAUAGUAUAGGAGAGUACCGGAACCUUUAUUGAUAUAAUAUUGGAGAGUACCAGAACCUUUAUUGAUAUAAUAUUGGAGAGUACCGGAAGCUUUAUUUCUAUAGUAUAGGAGAGUACCGGAACCUUUAUUGAUAUAGUAUAGGAGAGUAGCGGAACCUUUAUUCCUAUAGUAUAGGAGAGUACCGGAACCUUUAUUCCUAUAGUAUAGGAGAGUACUGGAACCUUUAUUCCUAUAGUAUAGGAGAGUACUGGAACCUUUAUUCCUAUAGUACAGGAGAGUACCAGAACCUUUAUUUCUAUAGUAUAGGAGAGUACCGGAAGAUUUAUUCCUAUACUACAGGAGAGUACCAGAACCUUUAUAGAAGAGUACCGGAACCUUUAUUCCUAUAGUAUAGGAGUGUACUGGAACCUUUAUUCCUAUAGUAUAGGAGAGUACCAGAACCUUUAUUUCUAUAGUAUAGGAGAGUACCGGAACCUUUAUUGAUAUAAUAUUGGAGAGUACCGGAACCUUUAUUGAUAUAAUAUUGGAGAGUACCGGAAGCUUUAUUUCUAUAGUAUAGGAGAGUACCGGAACCUUUAUUCCUAUAGUACAGGAGAGUACCGGAACCUUUAUUCCUAUAGUAUAGGAGAGUACUGGAACCUUUAUUCCUAUACUACAGGAGAGUAGCAGAACCUUUAUUACUAUAAUAUAGGAGAGUACUGGAACCUUUAUUCCUAUAGUAUAGGAGAGUACCGGAACCUUUAUUCCUAUAGUGUAGGAGAGUACCGGAACCUUUAUUCAUAUAAUAUAGGAGAGUACUGGAACCUUUAUUCCUAUAGUAUAGGAGAGUACCGGAACCUUUAUUGCUAUAGUAUAGGAGAGUACCGGAACCUUUAUUACUAUAGUAAAGGAGAGUACCGGAACCUUUAUUUCUAUAGUAUAGGAGAGUACCGGAACCUUUGUUGAUAUAAUAUUGGAGAGUACCAGAACCUUUAUUGAUAUAAUAUUGGAGAGUACCGGAAGCUUUAUUUCUAUAGUAUAGGAGAGUACCGGAACCUUUAUUGAUAUAGUAUAGGAGAGUACCGGAACCUUUAUUGCUAUAGUAUAGGAGAGUACCGGAACCUUUAUUACUAUAGUAAAGGAGAGUACCGGAACCUUUAUUCCUAUAGUAUAGGAGAGUACCGGAACCUUUAUUCCUAUAGUAUAGGAGAGUACUGGAACCUUUAUUCCUAUACUACAGGAGAGUAGCAGAACCUUUAUUACUAUAAUAUAGGAGAGUACUGGAACCUUUAUUCCCAUAGUAUAGGAGAGUACCGGAACCUUUAUUCCUAUAGUAAAGGAGAGUACCGGAACCUUUAUUCCUAUAGUACAGGAGAGUACUGCAACCUUUAUUCCUAUAGUAUAGGAGAGUACCGGAACCUUUAUUCCUAUACUAUAGGAGAGUACCGGAACCUUUAUUCCUAUAGUACAGGAGAGUACCGGAACCUUUAUUGCUAUAGUAUAGGAGAGUACCGGAACCUUUAUUACUAUAGUACAGGAGAGUACCGGAAUCUUUAUUUCUAUAGUAUAGGAGAGUACCGGAACCUUUAUUGAUAUAAUAUUGGAGAGUACCGGAACCUUUAUUGAUAUAAUAUUGGAGAGUACCGGAACCUUUAUUGAUAUAAUAUUGGAGAGUACCGGAAGCUUUAUUUCUAUAGUAUAGGAGAGUACCGGAUCCUUUAUUCCUAUAGUACAGGAGAGCACCGGAACCUUUAUUCCUAUAGUAUAGGAGAGUAGCGGAACCUUUAUUCCUAUAGUAUAGGAGAGUACCGGAACCUUUAUUCCUAUAGUAUAGGAGAGUACUGGAACCUUUAUUCCUAUAGUAUAGGAGAGUACUGGAACCUUUAUUCCUAUAGUACAGGAGAGUACCAGAACCUUUAUUUCUAUAGUAUAGGAGAGUACCGGAAGAUUUAUUCCUAUACUACAGGAGAGUACCAGAACCUUUAUAGAAGAGUACCGGAACCUUUAUUCCUAUAGUAUAGGAGUGUACUGGAACCUUUAUUCCUAUAGUAUAGGAGAGUACCAGAACCUUUAUUUCUAUAGUAUAGGAGAGUACCGGAACCUUUAUUGAUAUAAUAUUGGAGAGUACCGGAACCUUUAUUGAUAUAAUAUUGGAGAGUACCGGAAGCUUUAUUUCUAUAGUAUAGGAGAGUACCGGAACCUUUAUUCCUAUAGUACAGGAGAGUACCGGAACCUUUAUUCCUAUAGUAUAGGAGAGUACUGGAACCUUUAUUCCUAUACUACAGGAGAGUAGCAGAACCUUUAUUACUAUAAUAUAGGAGAGUACCGGAACCUUUAUUUCUAUAGUAUAGGAGAGUACCGGAACCUUUAUUCCUAUAGUACAGGAGAGUAGUGGAACCUUUAUUCCUAUAGUAUAGGAGAGUAGCGGAACCUUUAUUCCUAUAGUAUAGGAGAGUAGUGGAACCUUUAUUCCUAUAGUAUAGGAGAGUACCAGAACCUUUAUUUCUAUAGUAUAGGAGAGUACCGGAACCUUUAUUGAUAUAAUAUUGGAGAGUACCGGAACCUUUAUUGAUAUAAUAUUGGAGAGUACCGGAAGCUUUAUUUCUAUAGUAUAGGAGAGUACCGGAACCUUUAUUCCUAUAGUACAGGAGAGUACCGGAACCUUUAUUCCUAUAGUAUAGGAGAGUACUGGAACCUUUAUUCCUAUACUACAGGAGAGUAGCAGAACCUUUAUUACUAUAAUAUAGGAGAGUACCGGAACCUUUAUUCCUAUAGUAUAGGAGAGUACCGGAACCUUUAUUCCUAUAGUACAGGAGAGUAGUGGAACCUUUAUUCCUAUAGUAUAGGAGAGUAGCGGAACCUUUAUUCCUAUAGUAUAGGAGAGUAGUGGAACCUUUAUUCCUAUAGUAUAGGAGAGUACCGGAACCUUUAUUCCUAUAGUAUAGGAGAGUAGUGGAACCUUUAUUCCUAUAGUAUAGGAGAGUAGCGGAACCUUUAUUACUAUAGUAUAGGAGAGUAGCGGAACCUUUAUUACUAUACUACAGGAGAGUACCGGAACCUUAAUUCCAAUAGUAAAGGAGAGUACCGGAACCUUUAUUGAUAUAAUAUUGGAGGGUACCGGAAGCUUUAUUCCUAUCGUAUAGGAUAAUAGUAACUUCCUUCCUUUACUAUUGCAGAAUACAAUAUUCUUUUUUUCUCUAGUUUAGGAGAGUCACAGACCCAUUAUCCCCUUAGUUCUUGUGUUUAAUGCAUAGAUAGAACACUAAAACUAUGCAAUAAUAAAAUAUUUCCAGAUUUCUGUAGCUGAUUUGUUCCCUAAUGCUGUGCUUUAUGAGUACUGCGAUAUUCUGAUGUAAAAUACUAACAGCUGUACUUCCAGAAACCAAAAGCAGGACAUCAUGCACGGCAGUAAUUUAGGAACUAAAAUGAAACCCUGCAUAAUGGGAGGGAGGGGAAGAUUGAGAGAAAAACACCCAGCUUAACUAGCUGUAACCUGUGGGUGCCUUUAAUGAGAGGUUUUGUUGUUGGAGUGGUAGACACAACAGAUAUUCUUCCAAUAUAAACGUAAAAGAUAGAAUCUGUAUCUCGGUGUGGACUGGAGGAUGCAGCUCCUCUCAUUCUCAGCCCAGCCUGGGGUGAUGAGAGUUGUACUUCCCCUAGAGGCUGACUAUUCAUGCUGUGAAUGAUGUAGUGAUCCCGUACCGUCUGGAGUCUAUAAAGUUGGAUAACUUUCGUUUACAAGCAAGCACAGAUCAAUUACCGUAGAGCCAAGCACGGACCAAGCUGAACUAAUUACCCUGUUAUUUUUUAAUUGAGUAAACGAGCUGAUUGAUGGCUCUGUGAAGGAAACAUGAAAUACACAGAGCUAGGGAAGUUUGACAUUCCCACCUCCCAUGUCACAUUUUGGGAUUGCCAGAGCUGGUCAUGUAAACACAGCACAGUUAUUCACUAAACUGGAACUGACGAGAAAUGAGAUGGGAAUUGUAAAUGGACAAUUUGGAUAGCAUAUUAAAAUAUAUUUAUCUUGGCUAGUUUGGGCUAAAAUGUUAAAUUCCACAGUCAAAUCUCAACAAGUCAACGUUUUUAACGUGAUUAACGUGAUCUUUGUAAAAAUAUAAUUGGUUGGAUUGAAAAGAACAAUAACUAUUUGAAGGCAAAUUCUAGCAUUACGAUUACGAAUAUAUACACUACUAACUAUUCAGAGUUUUCCCCACUAUUUAGAAUGUCAGUUCUGCACUCCAUGAUUAAAUAACUUUAAAACUUCCCUUUAUUCCCUAGUGCUAGCCCUGCUAUGUCUGCUCGUCCCCCCAGCUGAGAUGUUGGCCAAUCCAAUUGUUUCCCAUAGGGCAGUACUGAAAGGCUAGUGCACAUGCACAGCAAUUGCCACGCAAUCAGCACCCCCUUUGAAGAGAUUAAUUGUCUCAAUGCAUCUUCAUGGGGAGCUUUUGGCAUCUACAUGCAGAGCCUGAAGACGUUGAACGUUAGUCCUGCAAAGACUGCAGGACUGUAUCCAGGAAGCUCCUCUCGUGUCUGACAGUGUAGUCACUACAGGUGACAAGAGGCAGUAUUGUAAACCCCAGGGACAGUUUUUCUGUACCAGAACCACUGCAUUAAGCCCUAGUAGUUGUGCAGCUUAGGGUGUCCUUUGAGAUUUUCCUACAAAACUCUUUUACGUGGAGUCCGCUAUACACAGCGUACCUUAGCUCAGUGAUGGCAACUUUGUGAUGACCACAUCUAAUGACUGAGACUGCAAAGAGUUCAUAUCUUGAAAGAUUCAUGUGAACUCUGACCCUGUAAUAAAUGAGAAUUAAAAUUCCCCAAUUGAGGCCAAAUUAGCUGUACUGUAAACAUACCUAACUUGGAGAAUCUUCAUUUUGGCUAUUUAGGCCUAAGUUUUAAAUGGUUUAAUUCCAAACAAUUCACACUUCAUUAAAUAACUGUGCAUGCCCUACCUAGUACUCCCUUCCCUAAACUGAAUAUGCUGUGAUGCAGUAUAUGGAAUUGAUGUGAUCCCCGUGAGAAAUUAAUUAAUUGCAAUUAUAAUGAAUUGCUUGAUCUGGUAAUCCUAUUCUCCUAGAAUAAUAAUGAUGCUGUGUUUGUCUUGGGUGGAUCACUAUAUAAUCCCAUAUCUAUAAAUUCUUAAUAUACGAUGUUAGAAGCCGUCACAAUAUCAUUGUGUGGAGUUAGAAAUAAUCCGAUAAUGGUUCCAUAGAGUGAAUUGUACAGUUCCUUAAAGGGACUCUCCAGUGCCAGGAAAACAAACCGUUUUCCUGGUACAGCAGGUCCCCUCUCCCUCUCACCCCCCAUCCCAGGUUGCUGAGGGGUUAAAACCCCUUCAGUGACUUACCUGUAUCCAGUGCCGAUGUCCCCCGGCGGUGGGUCAGGGUCCGCCCACGCUCCUCCCCCGCCGGGGAGACCAUUGAGCAUGUGCGGCUGGGCAGACCUAAUGCGCAUGCACCGCAAUGCCGCGCACGCGCAUUAGACCUCCCCAUAGGAAAGCAUUGAAUAAUGCUAUCAAUGCUUUCCUAUAGGGAUUUCAGCGACGCUGGAGGUCCUCACAUAGUGUUAUUCUAUGAACACGGAAGCGUCCUCUAAAGCCACUAAAGGAGGACUUAACCCUUCAAGGUAAAUAUUGCAGUUUAUGAAAACUGCAAUAAUUACACUUGUAGGGUUAAGGGUAGUGGGAGUUGGCACCCAGGCCACUCCAAUGGGCAGAAGUGGUCUGGGUGCCUGGAGUGUCCCUUUAAAAAUCUCACCUUUUUGGCUUUUCAUCCUUUCGUAUAAUAACACAGAUAAAGGGAAACUGUCACUUCCUAGUAAUUUAAUGUUAUGUUUAUUUAUCCCUUUAUCUAACAAAAAUGUGUUUCCGAGAUCUGAAAAAUGAAAUUAAAGUAACACUCAAAACACUUAAAGCAGUUUAGCUUGCUAAAAUGGUUUGUGUGAAGAAAAAGUGCAGGUUUCAAUUGGCAGAUUUAUAAAUUAAUAUUGUUACACCCCUUCCGUCUGUCAAUCAGACAACGGUCCUGUUACUUCCUGGUUUGUUUAUCUCAAAUUGAGCUACAUUGGGAAGUCUGAUUGGACAGCCACAGAAAGUCUGACCUGGAGAAGAAGAGGAGUACUUGCAAAGACUGCAGACAAGAGAACUGCAGCUUUUGCCAGCUCUUUUUAGAUAUGACCCCAACAAAUGCAUGUAUGUUUUCAUUGGUGUAUCUACAAAAUAGGGAUGGCUAUUUUUUGUUUUAUAAUUUGUAGAGUGUUGCUUUAAAUCUAGAAACCACAUUACUGUAUUUACCUCUAUCCUGGAACUAAAUACCUCCAUCGUGGACCCCUGCAAAUCAGGGGUGUUUCUAGGAUUAAAAAAUAUACAGUGGGCUUGAGCCCAAAUAAUUUUGUGUCCCCUUCCUAAAGCGCCACCCUUUGCCCCUCCCAAAAUACCACCCCUUGCUCUUCCCACCAAUUACCCCUUAACACACCUCUUGACACAAUCACACACUGGAGGUAGAGUGCCUCCAUCAGAAUCUGUUGUUCCCGCUGUCUCGCCCUCGGCCUCCUCGCUCCUCAAUCCCCACCAUCACACUUUCCAAUUACUGACGACCUACCCCUCCCAAAUGCUUGUUUCUCUUGCUCAUUUGCAUCAUGUGCCCUGGCUGUGCCAGGAUUUUAACUGAGCAGUAUUGCUUUUUUCAAUUCUAACAGUGUAUCACAUGGAAAAAAGGUUAACACAAGAUAUAGGUAGUUUUCAUAUUCUUAUUCAAUGGUGUCAUUUUAACAAAUGUGAUGGGUUCUCUUUGAAAGGAGACAAAGCACUGACACCUACUUUGGGUAGUGUAGCAGUCUUCCAUGGUUACUCAGUGCUGCCCUCAGCUAUUAUUUUUGGAAAACAGUUAACAAGUUAGAAAGCAGCUUUGUUGGCAAUCAAAUUAAAAUCUGCCGCUAGCGUCUUAAGAAAAGGGAGUAUUAUCACCCUUCCCAGGGUAUUCUAAUGCAGUUACAGACCAGUUACCUGUGGUUAGAGAUAAGGCCUCACUUCCCCUGCCCAGAGAAGAGAGUUUUGGCACAGAUUACUUGUAUUUAGUUGUCUUAACCAAAGUCAGCAGGAUCAACCUGGAUAUGCCCCUGGUACAUCCAUAAUCUGUGAAUUUAGUUCUCCAGAAUGACCAAGUGUAUUCUUUGAAGGAAAGUAUCACAAAUUGUCACCUCACUGGGGUCAACUAUGUUGAUUUACUCUGCAGGUUUAUUAUGCCCUGGUGACGUAUGUUGACCAUUUUAGAAAUGUUGAUAUAUCCUGGCUAUUUUAGAAGAAAGAAGUAGGGAGGUGAUCCAGAAAAAUGUAUCUCACAGGGCAGAGCUCUGCUGUUUCAAAAUGUCCCACUAUCUCCAGUUCUGUCUAUAUAAGGAAGUCAAAUGUGAUUAAGCUGAUUGAUCAAGACUGUGUUGACAUGAAAGCAUUGGAGUGGGUAUAUUUUAGAUAUAUGUACAUAGUAAUACUACUUUUGUUUUUUUUUGUUUUCUGCAGGCCAUGGAGUUCAGUUCCAAAGACCUGGCUUUACAGGCACAGAAGAAGAUACUCAGCCGUGUGGCCACCAAGUCGAUGGUCAACAUGUUCAUUGAUGAGACCAGCAGCGAAGUUCUAGAUGAGCUGUACAGGGUUUCCAAAGAGUACACAAAGAAUAAGACAGAGUCACAAAAAGUCAUCAAGGACUUGAUAAAGGUGGCGGUCAAAAUAGGUGUAUUGUAUCGACACAACCGUUUCAGUCCCGAGGAGCUGGUGUUGGCCAAUGAUUUCAAGAACAAGUUGCACAAUGGAGCCAUGACUGCCAUUAGCUUUUAUGAAGUGGAAUUCACUUUUGAGAAAGGCGUUUUGCCUCAGAUACUUAUGGAGUGUAAAAACUUACUUCUUCGUCUUGUGGAGAAACAUCUGACACCUAAAUCACUUGGGCGAAUCCAACAUGUUUUCAAUCACUUUGCAGAUCAAGAGAUGCUGACCCAGCUCUACAACCCAAAGGGGGAAUUACGACCCCAUCUGCAGAAAAUCUGCAAUGGAAUGAACAAACUAAUUGACGAAGGCAAAUUGUGAAGAGAUAUGUAAAUAAUGCAAUGAGGGAACAAAGGAAGUACGCAUGAGGUUUCUGGCCCAGUUAUGCGUGGACCUUGAGAGACAAUAAUGCUUCUUAAUUAAUUGAAGCUCCAUGCCAAAGGGACACAUAGGCUGCAUUGCAAUAACAGCUGGGCUACUAUUGUACAGCAAGCCAUGGAUAUAAUAUUGCACAUUUUAACAGGCGUGCUAUUUUAUUUUUGUAUUCAGGCUGUUUAUAAAAGUUUAAAUUAAGAUAAAAUAUAUAUGGGGGAAAAAGAGGAACUCUUUUAUUAAGCAUAUUGAGACUCCAGAAGAAACCAGAAGGUCACAUCAGUUUCCAGUACUUCUUAAGAAAAAAAUAUAUAUAUAUGUGUGUGUGUGUUUUAAAUAUAUAAGAUCAGUUUUACAUUUCUAAAUGUUCUGGUUAUCUGACACUGGAGUUUUGAACCAUGUUGUGUUCACAUUUUAACUGCUCAGCACAAAUCUUGCAGAUUGGCAUAAACAUUAUAUUAAAAUGCUCUGUGGACCUUGUACGUUUGGCCAAUCAAAGGUUUUUUUUUUUUUUUUUUCUGUUUGUUUGUAUCUGUUUUGUUCAAAAUGUUGAGAAAGACGUUGCCAAGUUUUACUUCCCUUUAUGAUGAAAUACAGAUUUUAUUUUGAUGUAAGAUUGUGUGUAGUUUCAGGACAUCCUGUAAUAUUUCGUUUCAGUCAGUAAUGUAAAAUGUAUGUAAUUUUCAUGCUAUCUUAAAAGAUACAUGUAGUUUCCAAAUGUCCUGGGAUGUGCAUGUACUUUCAGACUGCCCUGUACCAUACAUGUAGUUUUAGCCUGUUUUCUAACACAUAUACUUACAGAUUGUUUGAUGUAUGUAGUUUUAUAACAUCAUAUAGGAUACAAACUAUUCAGUAACAUCCAAGUAGUUUCAGACUGUCCUGUAAGAUACAUGCAGUUUCUCUCUGUCCUGUAAGAUACAUGCAGUUUCACCCUGUCCUGUAAGAUACAUGCAGUUUCACCCUGUCCUGUAAGAUACAUGCAGUUUCACCCUGUCCUGUAAGAUACAUGCAGUUUCAGGCUGUCCUGUAAGAUACAUGCAGUUUUACUCUGUCCCUUAAGAUACAUGCAAUUUCACCCUGUCCUGUAAGAUACAUGCAGUUUCAGGCUGUCCUGUAAGAUACAUGCAGUUUCAGGCUGUCCUGUAAGAUACAUGCAGUUUCACCCUGUCCUGUAAGAUACAUGCAGUUUCAGACUGUCCUGUAAGAUACAUGCAGUUUCAGGCUGUCCUGUAAGAUACAUGCAGUUUCAGACUGUCCUGUAAGAUACAUGCAGUUUCAGGCUGUCCUGUAAGAUAUAUGCAGUUUCAUGCUGUCCUGUAAGAUACAUGCAGUUUCAGGCUGUCCUGUAAGAUACAUGCAGUUUCAGACUGUCCUGUAAGAUACAUGCAGUUUCAGACUGUCUUGUAAGAUACAUGCAGUUUCACCCUGUCCUGUAAGAUAUAUGCAGUUUCACCCUGUCCUCUAAGAUGCAUGCAGUUUCAGGCUGUCCUGUAAGAUACAUGUAGUUUCAGACUGUCCUGUAAGAUACAUGCAGUUUCAGACUGUCUUGUAAGAUACAUGCAGUUUCAGACUGUCCUGUAAGAUAUAUGCAGUUUCAGGCUGUCCUG